Cryptomeria japonica (Japanese cedar) is the source of this 1218-nucleotide messenger RNA. Its product is annotated as F-box protein At5g49610. The record is from RefSeq and is a predicted model, not a curated record. The transcript is spliced from 2 exons. Gene Ontology annotation, molecular function: protein binding. The coding region runs from base 1 to 1218 and encodes 405 amino acids. NCBI's taxonomy places the organism in Eukaryota, Viridiplantae, Streptophyta, Pinopsida, Cupressales, Cupressaceae.
AUGUCCAAGGAGGCCGUUAUAUGUUCUUAUGCUUCUCACAAGUUAUUUUCAGAAUAUAUGGCUUCAUUAAAAUUGGUACUGGAGUUAGAGUUGAAGAAGAAACCUGCAAUUGACGAGGAGAACACAGAGAUGGAUCAUAAGAUAUGGAGCAGGCUUCCACAAGAGUUGUUACUGUUGGUUUUGGCUAAGCUGCCAACCCUCGUCCUUGCAAAAUUUAGAGUUAUUUGUAAACAAUGGAAGUUUCUUCUUUCACCACCAGCCAAUAAUUUCAAAAGAAUUUCAUUUGCUGAUAUUUCUUUCAACACCACUUCUCGUAUGUACAGGCUCUCAUUAGAUUUUCUGGGAGCUCUUAAUGGCAGUGUGAUGACUAGUUGCAAGAGUCUCCUCUGUUAUUCUUGUUAUGACAAGGGAGCCCCAGAUGCACCAUCUUUAUUUUACAUAUGCAAUCCUGUCACCAGGACAUGGAAAAUGCUGCCCCCUCUUGUUGAGCUUAGAUCAAGACAAGAUUUCAUUGGUCUAGCUUUUGAUUCCUUCAGAAAGACAUUUUUGUUAAUAACAGGGGAAUAUAUGAGACAUGAAAACCAGAACACUGUGGUUAUGGAGAUGUAUGAUUCAGAAACUGAUUCAUGGAGCAAAUUGGAGAUUAAUACACCCAUAUCACUUUUCCCCACAGGGGAAGGUGUGUAUUCCAGAGGAAGGUUUUAUUGGAUUAAUCAAACUAUAGUUGGAUCCAUGCUUAGGCUUGAUGUUGCAGCAUUUAAUGUAGCAGAGAGAAGCUGGGAUGUUAUCAAUCAACCUGAACACUUUUGUUAUGGGAAGUUAACUGGGUAUGAUGGGAAUGUGAUUCUAGUGGAUAAUAAGGAUCUCUCCUUAUGGAAGUUGAAUGAAGAUGUUAAGGAAAAAGAGUAUAGCUGGUUAGAAUUUGAGGUAUUCCCAAGGAACUUAUAUGAGGAAUUUGGACUGAAAAAGGAAAAUGUUGUCAAUGAAUUUAGCAGGCAGAGAAAUCCACAAGUUGGAUUGAGUUACAAUCAUUCACAAGUGGUGGUUAAUAGUUGUGGGUGGAUUCUGAUACACCUUUACCAAAAGAAGCUGGUUGUGGUUGACGCAGAGGGAAGAACGAUGAGAAGCAUUGAAGGUAAAUUACUGACCCUAUUUGAACAAGCCGCUUCUCCAUUACCACUUCAUGGUUAUGAAGUUAACAAUGUUUGGUGGCCUUAA